Drosophila eugracilis is the source of this 1337-nucleotide messenger RNA. RefSeq lists its product as uncharacterized. The transcript has 2 exons. Lineage: Eukaryota; Metazoa; Arthropoda; Insecta; Diptera; Drosophilidae. The coding region runs from base 1 to 1230 and encodes 409 amino acids. The record is from RefSeq and is a predicted model, not a curated record.
AUGGGGGCUACAAUGCAGUGCCCCCAAUCAGUAGGCAAACGAACGUUCGUCGAGAUGCACCUGCUCCUCAUCCUUCUUUACUGUGUUCCACUGGUUGUGGGCGAUAUUUUGCCACUGCAACCAGAUUUGGAGAACAUUCAGUUGGCCAUUCGGCGGAGUGCCAGUCGCGGAGACAAGCUUCAAGUAUUCCAGAGCAUUUGGGGGGCCAUUCGUUCCGACUUUUCCACCGAUACGGACAAGGUGAAGGGCCUGUAUAGCCAAUUAGGCAUCUUCAUCCGCGAUGAAAUGCAGUGCACCAGUGGGGAAACAGGUCGUUCCGCCUGCGAAUUGCAGCAGGAGGUAAGGCGUCACUUGAGAAGCCUCAUGGCCCAACGCUUGGCCAAUCUUUUAAACGCCGAGGAGAACAUCCAGACGUAUGGCAUGUACAUAGCGGCCAGUGUUGAGCCCGCCUUAGUCAGAGAUAUCCUGGUGCAUGCCAUCGAGGAUGUGUACUUCUAUCGUCCACCGGAUAAGCUGGUCCAGCAGUUGGAGCAAAUUUAUGCGGAUCGUGAUGAAGUUAGCUUCCGGAUGAUGAUCGAGGCGCAAUUAGUGCUCUUCUGGCGAUAUCAGGCCAUGCAGGACAGUAGUGAAGGAUUUCUCUUCAACAUGGCGCAUAUGGUCAGCAAAAUAAGGACCCAUCACAUGUACGCCAGCGUGGAUUCAGGUCUGCAAAGGCGAUUGGAGGUGCUUUUGAAGAGUUUGCCGCCUGUCCUGAGUUUGCUCUUUCAUCCGCAAGGCUUCUGUUUGCUGAGUCGUUCCGAUCGUGAGUACAUAUAUACCACGAUAACUGAUGAGUGGAACUAUGGGCUCAAUGGCAGACAAGUAUUCACUUGGCACGAGCAGAACUACACUGACUCCGCUGGACUAAUACGAGCCUUUGUUCAGGAACAACACUCCUCUCCUGUCUUUACAUUGCGCGGCGAGCUCUUUAAGUGGUACUUAUUUGUGGAUCCCACUGAGGGAAAUCGAUUGGGAGCCCUGAGAUCCGGAAGUCCCAGUUCCUCGUCAAGUUUCUGGACAAUUGCCUAUGUAGAAGAUGCUCUCAUCUUCCGGCAGCGCGAUCUCACACUGUGUGCCGCCGAAAAGUACGACAACGACCGCAGGCUGGUAAAGAUGCUGCCUGGUCAAAUGCACACACCUCCAUCCGAGGCUUGUCAGUGGUUGCCGAUCGAUUGUGUUCCUCCAAAAUGAGCGAGAUGGAUGUCGUGCAAACAUAUACAUUUAUAAUUUUCAGACAAGAUUUCUACCUUUACCCUUUAAAGUCAAGUUUAACUGAAAUAAAUUCAGGUGAGCAUGUA